AUGCAGCGCACUCCACCGGAAUCACCAAACGCGAUAAUAACGAAUCUCCUAUGUGCAACGCAAUUCCAAUCGGAUCCGAAUUUAUCAACCGGGGGCGAACACUAUGUUUCACUACGUAACAAAAGAAGGAGGCAAGACGAGCCGCAGUCUGACCUAAUCGAAUUCAAAGAAGAAAUGAAGGCCUUCAUUACAUCACUUAUGUCUGCACAACAGAAACAGCUGGAAAAAAACACAGUUACUUUGAAAGAAAUUCAACGAUCUAGCUGCAACAUAGAAACUUCAGUGGCUUUUGUAACUGCCCAAAAUGAAGAGUUGAAGAGAACAAUAACAAAACUCCAGGAAGAAAGAAAGGAAGACAAAAAACACAUAGCUUUACUAGAAGACAAAAUAGAAAACAUGCAGAUGGACGUAAGGAAAACCAAUUUGGAAAUAAAAAACGUGCCAAAAAAACCCAACGAGUCAAAGGAAGAUCUGGUAGACAUGGUUCUUAAUCUUUCACGUACUAUUGGUUCCCAAAUUAAAAAGGAAGACAUUAAGGAUGUCUUCAGAGUACGAGUCAAAAAGGAAGGAGUAAAAAAUCCACCCAUAAUCGUAGAAACCUCGUCCACCAUACUAAAAAAUGACGUACUCAAGUUAUGCAAGAGUUUUAAUGUGAGGCAAAAAACAAAAUUGUGUGCCAAACAUCUUGGCCUGAAGAUAAGUGAGGAUACUCCUGUAUUUGUUGCGGAGCAGCUGACGGCGAAAGCGGCCCGUUUAUUUUUCCUGGCACGGGACUUCGCCAAGAGCAACUUCUUUAAAUUCUGCUGGACGGCAUAUGGAAAGGUCUACAUUAGGAAAAAUGAAAACUCGCCUAUUAUUCAAAUUAAAAGUGAAAUAAAUAUUCAGAAUCUAAAGAUUAGUGAAUGA
Messenger RNA from Amyelois transitella, 906 nucleotides. RefSeq lists its product as uncharacterized. Lineage: Eukaryota; Metazoa; Arthropoda; Insecta; Lepidoptera; Pyralidae. The coding region runs from base 1 to 906 and encodes 301 amino acids. The transcript has a single exon. The record is from RefSeq and is a predicted model, not a curated record.